Messenger RNA from Scomber japonicus (chub mackerel), 1946 nucleotides. It is a transcript of the gene lpar4, whose product is annotated as lysophosphatidic acid receptor 4. The transcript is spliced from 3 exons. The record is from RefSeq and is a predicted model, not a curated record. NCBI's taxonomy places the organism in Eukaryota, Metazoa, Chordata, Actinopteri, Scombriformes, Scombridae. The coding region runs from base 304 to 1368 and encodes 354 amino acids. Gene Ontology annotation, cellular component: membrane. Gene Ontology annotation, molecular function: lysophosphatidic acid receptor activity. Gene Ontology annotation, biological process: phospholipase C-activating G protein-coupled receptor signaling pathway; positive regulation of Rho protein signal transduction.
CAACAACAACACUUUGUGAAAAAUUAUGGAGUUUAUCUUUUGACAGCUGCACCGCCGCACUGCUGCCAGACUGACAAACACCAGUGACCAGGAGGAGGACAGACCAGCCCUGCAUCCGUACAUCCUGACUGACUCUGCCUCCAUUUGUGUGUCUGAAUGUCCACGAUGGCUUGGAGGGGGCUUGACUGGUGGAUCCCCUGCUGACACCUCCGAUCCCCAGAUAUCCGCCCUGACUCCCCCCUUUCCUGAAGACUUUAAUGUAACCUUGUGCUGUGGAGAACCUUUCACCUCUAAGCUCUCAUCAUGGCUAGCCUGGUGCUCAACGAGACCGGAAUGGAGGACUGUGGCAUCGACGACUCCUUCAAGUACAACUUGUACUCGGUGGUCUACAGUGUGGUCUUUGUCUUAGGCCUGAUCACCAACUGUGCUGCGCUCUUCGUUUUCUGCUUUCGGAUGAAGAUGAGCAACGAGACCACAAUGUUUAUGACUAAUUUAGCGUUAUCUGAUUUAGUAUUUGUUUUUACGCUGCCAUUCAAGGUCUUCUACAAUGUUAACCGCCACUGGCCAUUUGGAGAUGGACUGUGUAAGGUAUCAGGAACAGCCUUCAUCACCAACAUCUAUGGCAGCAUGCUCUUCCUCACCUGUAUUAGCGUAGACCGCUUCCUGGCAAUAGUCUACCCUUUCCGCUCCCGCUCUAUUCGCACACGUAGGAACGCGGCGCUGGUGUGUGCCGCCGUGUGGCUGACCAUUGUGGGGGGAGGGAUAUCAGUGACCUUUUUCUCCACCAUCAACAGCACAAACAGAGCCACAACCUGCUUCGAGGGGUUCUCCAAGAGUACCUGGAGGACGUACCUUUCCAAAAUCACCAUCUUCAUCGAGAUUGUGGGAUUCCUCCUCCCCCUCCUGGCCAACUUGGUAUGUUCCUCGCUGGUUCUACGAACACUGCGUCGCCCAGUUACUGUUGGUCAUGGCUGUGACAGCAAGAGACGUGUCCUAAGGAUGAUUCUGGUCCAUCUUGGCAUCUUCAUCAUCUGUUUUGUCCCUUAUAACUCUAUCCUCUUCCUGUAUGCCCUGGUGCGGACCCAGGCCCUGGCUAACUGCACUGUGGAGCGCUUUGCCCGAACUCUUUACCCCAUCACUCUCUGUCUGGCCUGUCUCAACUGCUGCCUGGACCCUGUGGUCUACUACUUCACCUCAGAGAGCUUCCAGAAAAGCUUGACCAUGGGGGGCAAAGGGACAAGCUCCCGGCCUGAGAGUAUCCCUCGCAGUGACACAGAGACCCAGGACGCAGCAAACACUCUUCCCAGAGACACAGACACUCUGGCCAGCAAUGGAAAAGAGACUAAGAUGUCUGAGAGUGAGUUCUGAACCAAUAAGGAAGACAGAAUGUAAAGAAGGGCAGGGUGGAUUUGAAAGACAGGAGCCCUGAAUUUGCAAAAUAAAUAAAUCAGCUGCUUGGUCCUGAAAGUGACAAACGCAUAACUCAGCAGAUUAGUUAAAUCCUGAGGUAAAUCCUGAGGUAUGGCCCAGGCUUUACGGAUUAAUCCACCACUGGAGAGAAGAGGAAUGUAUCUGUUUAUUAUAAGCAAACACUACAGGGACCAGAGACCUAGCCACACCAGGACAAUUGUGAAAGUCCAGGGACAUGCAGAGCCUCUAAAAGAGACUCAAACACAUGAUUACUCAGGUGUAACACACACGAACACUUACACAUGCACUGGAUCGUGGACAAGAUGGAGAUUUCCUUCCACAUUGUUGACAUAUGCUGUUAAGUACUUUUGUAACACACUGAGCCCUUAAGUUUUAUUGUUAUUGAGUUCAAGCUUUCACAAUGCAGUAUAUCAUUUUAGGACAUUAAUGUUAUGACACUCUUUAGUGGUGAAACCCUUUGUUAUUAUAACACAGCAGCGCGCUGACCUGCUGAGUUAAACGUGUCUCAUGUUGAA